AUGGCGCGUGCCACUGCGCCACGCGCUCGUCACGCUGACGCCCAGCCCCCCCCAUCGGGCUACGAUGAUUUUAUGGAAGAAGAUGGAAGUACUUAUGAUAGCGAUGCCUCGGGUUCUUCCGCCUUUGAUGAAUACGAGCCGGACGAGGGCCCCGCGCCUCCGGCCUCGCUGCCCGAGGAAGAUGAACUCGCUGAUAUUGAACAAGAGGAUUUCACGCGUCUGAUUCAUGCCUUUCAGGACACUCCUUCCACGAAGCAGACGCCGUCGACUCAACGCAAUGCAUGGAAACAGUCGAUGGAGGCGGAGAUGGAAUCGUUCCACCACGAGUUGCGCGAUGUGAAUGGGCACGUCUCACUUUCGCUGACUCAGGCAACGCGCAUUCGUGAGCAGGCGCUUUCCUCUGAAGUCAAGGCGCUGCUUGCUCAGGCCAACAUCUCCUACGUGGAGUCGAAUCUGCCACGCGCCAUUGAGCAGCUAGAAGAAGUCAUUCGUAUCGAGCCCACGGUGAAAAGUGCUUGGUAUACAUUGGGCAUGUGCUUUGAGGAGCUUGGGGAAGAGGAAAAGUCGAUUCAAUGUCGUAUCGUUGGCGCACACCUUACGUCCAAUGCCUCUGAGGAGUGGAAAUCCCUCGCUCGCCGAAGUCGCGAGCGCGGUCUCUUCCAACAAUCUAUUUACUGCUUGCAACAGGCGAUUAAGAAAAACCGGUUUGAUGUGGAUGCGAUAUGGGAUCGCGCUAUCAUGCUGAAAGAGUCAGGACGCCUGCGGCCUGCGGUGGAUGCCUUUCAAGCGAUUUUGAAACUACAGCCAUAUGACGCAGAAGUUCUCCGUGAGUUGAUUCCGCUCCUUGUAUCCUUAAAUGAGUACGAGGUGGGCGUGAACAUUCUUGAGGGCAUGCGCCGUGCAAGCAUGCACGGCGCGGUGGAUCCGAACAUCGACCCGGCUCUGGGAGGGGACGCCGUGCCAGAUUCACAGGUUCACUUUUCUUUGAACGAGCUAGUGACACUGGCCGAUCUGCUUUUGCUUAUGCGCAGACCCUUGCAAGUCAUUCUUGUUAUUAAGCAAACGGUCCGAUGGCUUCGUGGCGAGACGCGCGAAGACCGCCUCGAUGACGCACAGAACGACUUGGAACUGGAUGAGGCUGUGGAUGGUGAGGUACAGGAACUCGACCGAGAAGUCCGCCUUCGUCUGGGUAAGGCGCGCUUCGUGCUGAAGUGUAACGAGGAGGGUAAACGCCACUUCAACAUCAUCGCCGAGGAGUCGGAUCCACUGGACUACCCCAUUCUGUAUCUUGAAAUGUCCGAUUGCUAUUUCGAGCACCAGAUGUUCGCAGAGGCCCUAGAAGGGUACAAACUUUUGAUCGACGAGGGCCUUGUGGAAGAUAUACAGGUCUGGGUUCAUAUGGGUGCAUGCUAUCAAAACCUAGAUAUGCCAUGGGAGGCCGUGCAAGUGUAUGAGUUGAUAUUGCAAGAACAUCCGUCCCACCACGACGUAAAGCUGAGUCUUGCUGAAGUAUAUGAAGAGUUGAAUGAGCGCGAUAAGGCGCUCGAUCUCGUGAAUGAGGUGCUGGUUGCUCGGAGCGAACUGCGCGAGGGUCCUGCAGAAUCAAGCGCGCAAGGCCACCCAGACGGUAAUGUCAUUGAGCUAGAAGCGCCUGCCUCCUUGUCAUUCUUUAACGAGUCAGCGCUCGGGCCAUCGUCAGGUACUUCCCAAGGUGCCUCUCGCGCCGCUCGCUCUAACAUGACGUUUGUCGAACGACAGCGUCUGGAGCAGCAGCGCGAGGAGGAAACGCGCUUGGCAUGGGUGCAACUUUGCGCACUCGAGCCCAAGGUUUUUGUGGAUGGAUUUUGGCGGCAUGACUUUGUCUUUCUCGAUGGACCCAUCGAUGCAGACUCAGCUAGCUCUAGUCACGCCGAUUCGGACCGCUUCGAAGCAACGCGACAGUGGAUCAAAGUCGCAGGCCGGCUCAUCGACUCGUUCCGGUCCAUGUCGCUGCUGUUUCCCAAGGAACGAUAUACAAAGUACCGCGGCGUCCUCCGACAGCGGCGCACAAGACGCAUUAACAAACCUUCUGAUCUCGACAGUCAAGCUGAGGAGCUACUUUCACGUUUGCGUGACCAGAUGGUGGAUGAGGCCGUGUCCCAUGAAGACGACGUGCGGGAUUUGGAACAGACAACCUUCCGCACGAUUCAUUUUGAUGACUGGAUUUCACUGUUUAUGAAAUAUGGCAUUGCGCUGGCCAAAGUGGGCGGUGAAGAUGACGCCAUCCAUGAAAUGUUUCAACACGUCAUGGUCUCCAACACGGCAGCAUGCGCACUAUACUCUCGUGAUAUGGCACGUGUGUUUGACAUUGCCCGCUGGUUUCCGACCACGUACCAAUUCCACAAUGAGCCGCUGCGCCUUAUCGCUUCCCUGUCUAACAGUCUUGGCUUUUACAGCGUGGAUGCAUUUGUGAGCUCUACUAAUACAAAGCAAUACCAGCGUCGCAUGCGCACGCAUGAAGCGAUUGUGCAUGGCCUUCCCGCUAAAGUCAACCCACGCACUGGUCGCUGGACGAUUGUAGGUGUGGAUGCUGAAGAAGAGCCAAUCGAGGACGAAUCUUUACAUCAGAUCAGGGCACAGCCACCACCGACGUGUCCUUCCCCUAUCGAAGAGAUAUUUUAUGGCUAUCUGAUGCUCUGUGCUAACAGCUAUCAGCCAGCCAUGGGAUAUCUUUUCAGAGCCUGGGCACUUCAGCCAGAGGACCCACUUUUGUGCUUGCUGUGCGCUGUAGCAAGUCUGAGUCGCGCAACCAACCGGCAAGUGGACAACCGAAACCACACAAUCGUACAAGGAUUGAGUAUUUUGUCGCACUAUGCUGCACUCCGUGGGCCGUGCUCGGAGGUGGACUACAACUUCGGCCGUGCACUACAUCAGCUAGGGUUGCUCCAUCUGGCCGUUCCGCGCUAUGAGCGCGUGCUUGAGAAUGCAUCGAAGGGCUCUUCCGUUGGAUUCACCAUGGUCCGAGAGGCUGCUUACAACCUAGCCCUCAUAUAUGCCCAGUCCGGCUCCCCCAAACUGGCCCAGAACGUAGUCCGUACGUACCUCGUAGUGUAA
Molecule: messenger RNA, 3093 nt
Organism: Malassezia sympodialis ATCC 42132
Lineage: Eukaryota; Fungi; Basidiomycota; Malasseziomycetes; Malasseziales; Malasseziaceae
Gene: TFC4
Exons: 3
Coding region: 1-3093 (1030 amino acids)
Biological process (GO): transcription by RNA polymerase III
Cellular component (GO): transcription factor TFIIIC complex
Molecular function (GO): protein binding
Source: RefSeq, a predicted model, not a curated record